Messenger RNA from Psammomys obesus (fat sand rat), 940 nucleotides. It is a transcript of the gene Plgrkt, whose product is annotated as plasminogen receptor with a C-terminal lysine. The record is from RefSeq and is a predicted model, not a curated record. Gene Ontology annotation, cellular component: plasma membrane. Lineage: Eukaryota; Metazoa; Chordata; Mammalia; Rodentia; Muridae. Bases 210 to 653 code for a protein of 147 amino acids. The transcript has 6 exons. Gene Ontology annotation, biological process: positive regulation of plasminogen activation.
GCCAGCCAUUCCCGAGGCUCUGCCGAGCAAGGCACUGUCCACGCCCUGACCGGUCUAGAGGUCUCCGCUGUGGUCACCAUCCCCGCAGCGUGUCGCGUGUGAUCUCCCAGAGGGACACUUCCUGUUUGCCUUCUCCCUUUAACCGUUCACCUUCCCCUGACACAUCCAAAGUCCAACCCCAAGACUGCAAGGCCCAGCAAGAGGUCAAGAUGGGGUUUAUAUUCUCAAAAUCCAUGAAUGAAAACAUGAAAAACCAACAGGAGUUCAUGGUUACCCACGCCCGACUCCAGCUAGAAAGGCAGCUGACCUUGCAGAAUGAGAUGCGGGAAAGGCAAAUGGCCGUGCAGAUCGCCUGGUCUCGGGAAUUCCUCAAAUAUUUUGGAACCUUUUUUAGCAUUGCAACCAUCUCUUUGACAGCUGGAGCAAUAAAGCAAAAGAAGCCAGCCUUUCUCGCUCCUAUACUCCCACUAAGCUUCAUCUUUAUCUACCAGUAUGACGUGGGCUACGGGACGCUUCUACAACGCAUGAAAAGUGAAGCUGAAGACAUACUAGAAACAGAAAAGACCAAGUUGGAGCUGCCAAAAGGAAUGAUCACCUUGGAAAGCCUUGAAAAAGCCAGAAGAGAGCAGGGUAGAGUCUUGGCAGACAAGUAAAGUCACGUUUAUCCUCAAAGCACAUGUUGUGUCUCAACGCACAGAAAAUUGCUGGCUUGAAUCACAGUGUUUACAGUUUUCUAAGUGAUCAAAAUUUUGAUACAAUGCAUUUUUUAAUUUUAGAAUAUUAAUAUUCAAAAUGAAUUUGUUGAACUAUUUUCAAAUAAAAUUUCUAACGCUCAACAAAUCAUGUCAGUAUUCUAAAUAACACUCAAGUUUCUCGUGUGUACGUGUGUCGUACAGUUAUCUGCAUGCAAAAUUAAUAAAUUAUAUCGUUCUGAAUUUGA